AAAACAAAAGAAUGUGCAAUAAAAAUUAAAAAGUUUGAAAAGAGUGAUGAAUUCGAUUUAAAAAAAGCCUUCAUAAUUGGAAAAGUAUCAGUAUCCAAAACAGAUGUAGAAGUUGAAAAAUUAACUAAUACUUUUUCUGAAUUGAAAAUUUGUCAAGUAGACCAAAGUAAAAAAGGCACUAAUAGAAUAGAUAAGUUAGAGUCAAACAUAGUUGAACUUACCAAAGUUAUUAAAAACAUGGCAGACAAUAAAAAUCAAAGCAAUAAAA
This is a messenger RNA of Dentiscutata erythropus, 268 nucleotides long. The record is from the annotation of a GenBank genome assembly. Lineage: Eukaryota; Fungi; Glomeromycota; Glomeromycetes; Diversisporales; Gigasporaceae.